This is a messenger RNA of Zea mays, 674 nucleotides long. Its product is annotated as probable LRR receptor-like serine/threonine-protein kinase At3g47570. The coding region runs from base 42 to 674 and encodes 210 amino acids. Gene Ontology annotation, biological process: protein phosphorylation. Gene Ontology annotation, molecular function: ATP binding; protein kinase activity. The record is from RefSeq and is a predicted model, not a curated record. The transcript is spliced from 2 exons. NCBI's taxonomy places the organism in Eukaryota, Viridiplantae, Streptophyta, Magnoliopsida, Poales, Poaceae.
GCUACGGGUCAGUGUACAGAUGCAGGUUAAAGGGGCACGGAAUGGAGGAGGAGAUGGCAGUGAAGGUCUUCGACCUCGAGAUGCCAGGCGCGGAGAGGAGCUUCUUGGCCGAGUGCGAAGCGCUGAGGAGCAUCCAGCAUCGCAACCUUCUCCCCAUCAGAACCGUGUGCUCGGCGGUCGACAACAGGGGCGGCAUGUUCAAGGCCUUGCUCUACGAGUUCAUGCCUAACGGGAGCCUCGACACGUGGUUGCACCCUAGAGCGGCGCCGGCGGCGGGCGAGAAAGCUCCGAAGCGUCUAGGGUUCUCUCAGAGAGUGAACAUCAUCGUCAACGUAGCCGAUGUGCUGGACUAUUUGCACCACGAGUGCGGGAGGCCGACUGUUCACUGCGACCUGAAGCCCAGCAACAUCCUCCUGGACGACGACCUGAACGCCCUUCUGGGAGAUUUCGGCAUCGCGAGGUUUUACGCUGACUCCAAGUCAGCACCGUCGCCGGCGGUAGACCCAACUAGUUCCGUCGGUGUGAGAGGGACUAGUGCGCAAACCACAAUGAGAAUAAUCCAGAGAAUCAUAUCCGUCCUAGCGCCUGCACGUAAGGACAGUUCUCUCAAGCUGGAGAGGCCGGCCGGGUACUCGACGGCGGCCCGCCAUGCAGGGUCCAUGUGCGGCACAUGA